AUGUUUUGUUCGCAUUGUGGGCAAGAGAAAGACAAAAAUGCAAAUUUUUGCAAGAGUUGUGGAGCAAGUGUGUCAGAGAAUAAAUCUUCGCCUUCGUCCUCAACUAGUCAGCAACCGCUAAGUUUUAAAGAGUACUUAGAGAAGAAGAGUGAAGCCGGUGGAAGCAGUUCCAGUGCAGGCAGUGUUGAUACGUCCGCAUUCAAAAAUAUUAAAAAAAGGAAGAAAAAUGAACGCUUAAGUCAGAUUAAACAGGAAAAGAAAGAUGAAAUCGUGAAGGUAUACAUUUUUACCAAUAUAUUAAAAUAUACCAAGUACAAUACAAUACAAUACAAUACAGCUCGAAAAACGAGGCUUAUUGGGCCUCUAGCCAUUAACUAUAGCUAGUACAAUCGAGUAAACAACAGUAAUAAGAUACCAACAAGUUAACAAAAGUUAAGUUAGGUUGUUUUAGUACCAACAAAUAAACAAUUAAUACUUAUUUACUGGGACCCAAGGGAAAUAUAUUAGCAGGCUGAGUUGGUUUAUAUAGCAAGGGCGGAUUUUCAUUUAUGUAAAAGGGGGGUUAGAAAAAUUUCUGGUGGGGUGCAAGCGGCACCACUCAUUGAGCUUCGGCAGGGGUUAGGCAUUUGGGUUAAAGCCUUUCACACAAAAUAGGAAGGAUGAAGCAAAAUUUUGGUGGGGUUGAACACUUUAUUACAGGGGUUAGAGAGAUUCUAGGGGGGGGGGGUUAACCCUCCCCCUAACCCUCCCCCCCCCAUGGUUUAUAGGGGGCCGAGUUGAGUUAAACUGUUUUGUGGACCUUCCACCAUCGAUAUUUCCCGAGGUAGCAAGGCAGAGUAUUUUUUGUUGAAAAGUUAAACAAAAGCACCAAAUUUUAUGAUGAAAAAUAAUAAUAAUAAUAUAUAAUAUUUAUACAAGAAGCCUAAUCAGUAGUAAAUACUGUUAUCAAUAAGGAUCCUGUAAAACAUACAAUGUAUUAGCAGUCUGUAGCUUAUUUGCAUGUUAGGGACCGUUCAUUAAUUAUAGAUGAGGGGAUUAUUAAUUAUAUUAAUUAUUAUAGAUUAAUUAUAGAUGAUUAUAAUUUUCAAAAAAUUUGAUGGACUUAAGGUGGCUCCCUACAAUUUUUGAAAUAUGACAAAAUCGUGAUUUAGAUUUAAUUUUUUGAAGAGAGGUUUCUUGUUAGAAGACAAAAAUUGUACCACAUAUAUUGAGCAAUCUUUUAAGAGUUGAAAAUUGUUCACAAAAAUGACGUCAUUACCGUUGCUAUGGUAACAAUGACGUUUCAAUAUGGCCAACAUUUUACCUCUUAAUACAUUUCACUCAAAAAAGGCCGGUUACCCCCAUUUUUUAUUUUGUGAAACGUUUUCGUUUAGAAAAAAUGAAUGAUGUGAACAAGUUUAAAAAAAUUCUGUAGAUCCAAAAAAUAUUUAUCACGAAAAAUCACGUUUUUUUAAUUUUUUAAAAAUUCUAAUCUACAGAAUUUUUAAAUUUUAAACGUGUUCACAUCAUUCAUUUUUCUAAAUGAAAACGUUUCACAAAAUAAAAAAUGGGGGUAACCAGCCUUUUUUUCGAGUAAAAUGUGUUAAAAGUUAAAAUGUCAGCUAUAUUGAAACGUCAUUGUUACCAUAGCAACGGUAAUGACGUCAUUUUUGUGAACAAUUUUCAACUCUUAAAAGAGUGCUCAAUAUAUGUGGUACAAUUUUUGUCUUCCAACAAGAAACCUCUCUUCAAAAAAUUAAAUCUAAAUCAUGAUUUUGUCAUAUUUCAAAAAUUGUAAGGAGCCACCUUAAACUGACAAUUUGCGUGAAUUUCAGGACAACAAAAGCGUUGCCAGUGCCUUUUUUAACUAUAUAUCUGGGGGGGGGGGCAAUUGCCCCCCCCAGGGAAAAAAUCCCCCCCCCCCAGUAAAGCCAUUUCUGCCCCCGAAGUGCGAAGCAGAAUUGCUCAUGAUUGCUGUCACAAUUGCAGUUGAUUUACUUGAUAAAGAGAUUAUGCCUUUCCAUAGCCUCCACAGCCAUCUUGUGUGUAAUUCAUAUUGUUCUUCACCAAAUAUUUCAUAAUAGCGAUAGAUUUCAUGCAAACAAUCCGAUAAAAUGCUAGCCUUUCCAAGCCUUGCGACUAUUUCCUAGCACUCUCCUCUGCAGAGGCGUUUUGUUUUGGGAGGUUUUAUUACAAUUUUUUUUUCUUAAAAAUAUCAAGUUAUAUUAAGAGCCCCCCCCCCAAUCGCAAAAAAAACACAUUCUCUCAGAAAGGUUAAAUCCGUAGAGAAAUGUGUGUGUGGGGGGGGGGGGGUACACGUUACAUGCUCGAAGCUGAAACUGAUUAAGUACGUCUCGACUGAGGAAAAAGACAAUAUAAUGGAGGAACUUGAUUUGUGAAAUCUCGUUAAAGCAGUUGUAGAUAUGGUUCCAAGAAGAAUAAAUUUAGUUUAGAUUUUUAACUGUUAAAUACAUGUAUGCAUCAUCAUAGCAUGAAUAUUUCUUCUCAGACUUAUUCUGUAUCGUAUGAAAAAGCAACGCAAUUUUGAGAAUGCGGAAAUGGUGUCUCAUAUAACCUAAAAUGAUUUAAAUGCAACAUUUCUGAUCAAAAUCCCAUUGGGAUCCCUCCCAGCAUCACAGAGAGGACAUAAGGUGACACUGACCCCUCCUCCUAUUUUUCAAGGUGACUUUUCCAAUUUAUUUAAUUCCGAGUAGAAAUGUCUGGAAAAAUUCAUGUCUUCGAUGUAUACUUUAUAAUCUUUGGAAUUCUGCUAGAUUUCACCCCCAAAAUGCAUGAAAUCGCAAUUCAGGGACCCUAGAUUUCAAAAUUUUCCGGACCUCCUAGACCGUCUCACGCCUUUGGCGUGAGGUUUGCCCCCCCCCCGCAAAAUUAGGGUUUGGCUACGCCACUGGUUAUAGCUGUACGAUUAUAGCUACAAAGAGUUGGAGUUAUUGUUUAAAGUAAAAUAUAGCUGAAGUUAAUAAAUUAAAGUUUUAUAAAAUCUCCUUCAGACUAUCGCGUUUGCCAAACAUCGACGGCUCAUAUUUUUCGUUCUGCCUUUUUUCCUGUUUUGCUCCCCCAGUGAAAAUUCCUUAAAAAUGGCACUGAGCGUUGCUGAGGCAGUUGCUAAGUGGCAAUUAAAGGAACGGGUUCCUUUUUCUUGAUAUUUAACCCCCUUCCACAACUCAUAGAAGGAAAAUAACGUGCUACAAUAGUAGAGCAGACAGCAUAGAUUUAAAAUUUAUCUAUUUUGAGAAAAUGAAUUUUUCCAAAAAUGAAGGUAGAAUACCACCUUAAUAAUCUUCACUUAUGAAACUCUAUAGGUCAUAGGAUAAAGGAACUUUAACAAUUUAUAUGAUAAUCAUUCUAAUGAAAUGUGGGCAUCAGCUGCGUGAAAAUUGUUCAACUAUUAAAGGAAUACCAAAUGGUUUUCCGUGCAGGACAGCGUGAUCCAUGCACGCGAGAUGUUGCGAAAAAUCAUGCAUAACAACGAAAUUUUAAGAAUUAGUCAGUACAAAACUUGGCUUUGUUCGUUAACUUGUCUGUCGUUUGAUUUAAUUAAUACACUGUUAACAUCACACGUUAAAAUGUUUUCAUUGUCCGACAUUUUGAGAUGCCCACGCGAAAGCGUUUUUGAAAGCAUUUUCGCGUGCAGGAUAGGCUGCUGCAAUAUUGCUCUCGAUGUUGUUGUGCAAUUGUAGUUAAUACACGAGUAUUGUAUUCUAGAUAAACAUUGGAAUAAUCGAAUUAGAUGGAAAAAGACUGAAAAUAAAAAGAUCAUCAUUGCUUCCCAUCGAUGUUCGAAAAUCUGAUACAUCAAUUUUAGUAAAAAAUGCUGGAGUCAAUAAGCAGCUUGCCCAUAACCAGCAGCUUCGAAAUCUUGAACAGACAGAAUGGCUUUUACUGUACCCAGAUAUGGACAUAGUAGACAAAAUACCUGGAAGCACUGAGAAAUUCACUGUGGAAAAAUAUAAAGAUGAACUUGGACGACCAUACAGUAGAGUCAAUCUAUACAUUUGCAACAUGCUUCAUUUUGAAGGUAAAGACCGACUGUGGAUCUAGAUAAUUACCUAAACAACAAUAUUUUCUACAGAGAAUUGUUAUUUCCUUCUUUCAAAUUUAGUUGCCAAUGAUUUGGUUGAUGACCCCGAUGCAGAAACUGUCGAUCCUGUACAAGUUGAUACUGUUGAAGAGUAUUCUAUGCAAGGCAAUCCUGGGAAAGCUAAUCCUGUUCAAGCUGAUCCUGAGGAAGAUUUUUCUGUCCAAGCUGAUCCUGAAGAAGCGUAUUCUGUUCAAGCUGAUCCUGAGGAAGCUUAUUCUGUUCAAGCUGAUCCUGAGGAAGCUGAUCCCUUUCAGGCUGAUCCGUUUCCAAUUGAGUCUGCCCAAAUUGAACCAGUUCAAAUGCAAGUUGAAGUUGUUCUAAGUGCAGGUAUAAUCAAGGGAUUAUUUGCAUAUUAUUUACAGACUUUCUGUUCUUUUAUUUGUAUUAUAAAGAGACAAUAAUUUUAAUCUCUUUAUAAAUAAUUAUUGUGUUUCAGAUGAAACAGACCUCCCAUUGGACCAAAUGGAACCAGAUGCAGAUGUUAUUGUACAAUCAGCCCAAGUGUCUUUGCUUGAAGAACAAUUCCAUGGGUUAGAUCUGGUUAUCCAUCGCACGACCUUAUUAAAAGAUAUGAUAACAGCAUUUUCAGAUCCAACCAUAUUGAAAGUUACAAUAUUUUUUAAAGUUGUUGAUGCACGUGGUGUUAUAGAGGAAGGUGAAGGAAGGGGUGUGGCACGUGAAGUUCUCACUGAAUUUUGGCACCUCUUCUAUCAAUCAUUAUCCGUUGGAGCAUCCGCCAAGGUCCCUACCAUCCGUCAUGAUUACCAAAGGCAAGAAUGGAAAGCUGUGGCCAGAAUUUUAUUGUACGGCUACUGCAAAGAAGGAGUGUAUCCCAUUGCGCUGUCUGCAGCAUUUGUUGCGUGCACUGUUCUAGGUGAAGAUCGUGUCUCCAGCGAAGUGCUAGUGAAAUCUUUCAUGGCUUACAUAGCGGAAGAUGAGAGAGAAGUAGUUGAUAACUGCUUGAAAAAUAGAUCACAAAUUGAUAAAAACGAAGAUCUGUUGGAGGUCUUGGGGAGCUACAAGUGCUAUCGCAUACCUAAGGAGGAAAACAUCGAAGACAUAUUAUGUCAAUUAGCCCACCAAGAGCUUAUCCAACGACCCCGGUAUGUUUCCAAUUGUUGGGCAACGAUAUUGCAAUCAUUGAAGAGUCGCCUUCCAUUUCAAGAUAUGGCAAGCAUUCUUCACUUUUACGAAGAAUUGAAACCCACUGCGAAAAAGGUUUUGAAAAUCCUAGAUGCUUCUCCGGAAAAUGAGGCGCAGCGAAAUGCUUUUGAUCACUUGGUACGCUAUAUCAAGUCUUUAGGAGGCAAUGUAAGCGCGUUUCUUCAGUUUACUACGGGUGCCGAUAUUAUCGUUGAAGGUCAGAAAUUGAAAGUGACAUUUACUGAGCUCAACGGACUACAACGACGACCUGUAGCACACACGUGCGGACCCUUGCUCGAGCUUCCUUGUACAUACCAAUACUACAAUGAGCUGGUCGAGGAGUUCUCAUCUAUCCUCAGAGAGAAGAGUGCAUGGUCAUUUGACAUUGUUUAA
Paramuricea clavata is the source of this 5617-nucleotide messenger RNA. The record is from the annotation of a GenBank genome assembly. Lineage: Eukaryota; Metazoa; Cnidaria; Anthozoa; Malacalcyonacea; Plexauridae.